UUGGUUUAAGUAGCAACAUUUGUUCACUAGAAAUUUUCAGAACAAUUCUUUCUUCACACAGGAAAGGGUUAUUUCUUAUUUUCUGCUUUUUACAACGUGCCUGUUCCAAAGAAUCCAGCUUUCACCAUCAUCUUUUAAAAGCAAGCAACUUUGUAAAUUGGGAAGAGGAAGAUGGACAGUUCUUCUGAGGUGCCAGAUUAUGGGCUAACCACAACUUUCAACUACGAUGAUAUACCAGCCCCAGUCCAAAAAACUGCUGUCAAAACAUUCACUUCUCAAUUUGUGCCACCGCUUUACUCUUUGGUGUUCAUCUUUGGCCUGCUGGGCAAUGCACUGGUUGUGCUGAUCCUCAUCAGAUACAAGAAGCUCAAGAGCAUGACUGAUAUCUACCUCCUCAAUUUAGCAAUCUCUGACUUGCUUUUCAUCUUCUCACUUCCAUUUUGGGCUUAUUAUGCAGCGCAUGAGUGGAUAUUUGGAGAUGCAAUGUGCAAAAUUCUCUCUGGGAUCUAUUGUGCAGGAUUCUACAGUGGAAGUUUUUUUAUCAUCCUUUUGACUAUCGAUAGAUACCUGGCAAUUGUCCAUGCAGUGUUUUCAUUAAAAGCCAGGACGAUUGCCUAUGGUACCCUCACAAGUGUCAUCACUUGGGUCGUGGCAUUCUUAGCCUCUGUACCAGCAUUUACAUUUCACCAUGUCCAAAAGCAAGUUGAGAGCAACAAAUGUACCAUUCAUUAUCCCUCAAGAAAUGGACAUGGAUGGAAGCAGUUUUUAACUUUACUAAUGGUCAUUUUGGGCCUUGCCAUUCCCUCAGUCAUUAUUGUCUUCUGUUACAUGCAGAUUAUAAAGAUUUUGAUUAAGGGCAGAAAUGAGAGAAAGCUGAAGGCUGUCAAGCUUAUUUCUGUAAUCAUGAUUGUUUAUUUCCUCUUAUGGAUGCCAUACAACAUCACCCUUUUGGUGCAGACCUAUCAAGAUUCAUUUUUUUCCUGUGAUUUUGACAAUGACUGUGAGGGCAAGUUAACUUUAGCAAUCGAAGUGACAGAAAUAAUUGCUAUGAUCCACUGUUGCAUCAACCCUGUGAUCUAUGCGUUUGUGGGGGAAAAAUUUAGGAAAUAUCUCUCAGACUUUUCCAAGAAGUAUGUGGUAGCUCAUUUCUGUAGGCUCUGUCCAGGCCGUGAUCACCCUAAUUUAGAACGGUCUACUUCCUCCUACAUGAGUACCACAGAACAGGACAUUUCUAUGGGUUUGUGAAUUGAUAUUCAGUUAUGUGUGUGUCUGUGUUUGUGUACCUUCUCUUCCCACUUUAAUUGGUGUGACUGAGAGGUAUGUCAGACUGCUAAGAGGGAGGAGAAAGCAAGGAAUGAAGCUGGGAUCUGCACAUAAAGCACUGCUGGCCUCAAUGGAACUUACUCCCAGUUAACUCUGUGUACAAUUACUGUCAUGCUGUUCCUAAUAAAUUGGAUAUUAUACAAUCUUGGGA
Messenger RNA from Rhineura floridana, 1474 nucleotides. RefSeq names its product C-C chemokine receptor type 5-like. Bases 172 to 1245 code for a protein of 357 amino acids. Lineage: Eukaryota; Metazoa; Chordata; Lepidosauria; Squamata; Rhineuridae. Gene Ontology annotation, biological process: G protein-coupled receptor signaling pathway; immune response; positive regulation of monocyte chemotaxis. The record is from RefSeq and is a predicted model, not a curated record. The transcript is spliced from 2 exons. Gene Ontology annotation, molecular function: C-C chemokine receptor activity. Gene Ontology annotation, cellular component: cytoplasm; membrane.